Oncorhynchus nerka (sockeye salmon) is the source of this 4808-nucleotide messenger RNA. Its product is annotated as VPS35 endosomal protein-sorting factor-like. NCBI's taxonomy places the organism in Eukaryota, Metazoa, Chordata, Actinopteri, Salmoniformes, Salmonidae. The record is from RefSeq and is a predicted model, not a curated record. The transcript has 6 exons. Gene Ontology annotation, biological process: endocytic recycling. Gene Ontology annotation, cellular component: endosome. The coding region runs from base 205 to 675 and encodes 156 amino acids.
UUGCUUUUUGGAGUGUGGUGUCAAAAAAGCAGACUAUCUCUUUAUCACGGACAGACCUCUCCCCAUCUUUACAACCAUUGAAUCUAUAUGUUUUGACCAUGACAGUUUACAAUCUAAGGUAACGCCAAGUAAUGUUGUCUCCACAACUUGUUCAACAGCCAUUCCAUUCAUUACCAGAUUCAGCUGAGGUCUAGACCUUAGGGAAUGAUUUGUACCAAAUACAAUGCUCUUAGUUUUAGAGAUGUUCAGGACCAGUUUAUUACUGGCCACCCAUUCCAAAACAGACUACCAAUGAAGAGUUGUAAGCAUCAGGGUCUCCAAAUGAUUCAUGCUAGUAUAAUCCUUAUUUCCUCUAUCUCUCAGAAACGUGAGGUCAACACUGUGCUCUCUGACAUCAUCAAGCACAUUAUGCCGGAUCGUGCCUUUGAGGAUGCCUAUGCUCAGCUCCAGUCCGUGAUAAGGAAGAUCCUCACCUACUUUCAUGACUUCUCUAUCUUCUCCAUGGAGCGUUUCCUUCCCUUCAUGGACAUGUCCCAGAAGGACAGCGUCAGGGUGGAGGUGUGUCUCUCCAUCAUGGACAUCUUCAUUAAACACCAACAGGAGCACACUAGAGACCCUGUUAUCCUCAAUGCUCUACUGCACGUCUGCAAGACCAUGCACGACUCUGUAAAGUAAGUAGUCAACUGUGGGUGGGUGUGUUAUAAAGUGACCCUACUCUCUCUGUGUCCUUUAGCGCGCUGACUCUGGAGGAUGAAAAUAGAUCUGGCCUCUGGCCUUACUGAUCAAUGGCUUCAUACGCAUGGCUGUGAACCAGCUGGCCGUGGAGACAAGCCGUGUGAUGAGGGGGAGCCACUCCCAUAAGACUGCUGCUUUUGUCAGGAGUGUUCGUAGACAGGGUAGUCUAGCCUUCUCUCUGUUUGGCUGCCUCUUGGCUCAUGGGGAGCUACGUAACAACAAACUCAACUUGUGGAAUCUGAGCCACACACGCACCUCUGUGAGGACACUAGAAUUCAUCAAGCGCCAGGCCCAGCAGCCAGACAUGGUUCAACACCCCACCCUGCAGUCUAGGACCUGAGGCCAUCAACUACAUCCCUGGUCCCAUACAUCUACAGGGCCUUCAGAAUGUUUUCACACCCCUUGACUUUAGCAUUUUGUGAUACGGCCUGAAUUUUAAAAUGAUUACAUUUGGAUUAUUUUGUCACUGGCCUACACACAAUACCCCAUAAUGUCAAAGUGGAAUUGUUAUUCAAAAUGUUUACAAAUGUAUAAAAAAUAUAAAGCUGAAAAGUCUUGAGUCAAUAAGCAGUCAACCCCUUUGUUUUGUCAAAAAUAAAUCAGUUCAGGAGUAAAGAUUUGCUUAACAACUCGCAUAAGUUUUAUUGACUCCCUCUGUGUGUAAUAAGUGUCUAACGUGAUUUUUUGAAUGACUCCUCUCCGUACCCCACACAUACAAUAAUCUGUAAGGUCCCUCAGUCGAGCAGUGAAUUUCAAACACAGACUCAACCACAAAGACCAGCGAGGUUUUCCAAUGCCUCACAAAGAAGGGCACCUAUUGGUAGAUGAGUAAAAAAAUAAAAAAGCAGACAUUGAAUAUCUGUUUGAGCAUAGUGAAGUUAUUAAUUACACUUUGGUGUAUCAAUACACUCAGUCACUACAAAGAUACAGGCGUCUUUCCUAACACAGUUACUGGGGAGGAAGGAAACCCCUCAGGUAUUUCACCAUGAAGCCAGUGGUGACUUUAAAACAGUUACAGAGUUGAAUAUCUGUGAUAGGAGAAAACUGAGGAUGGAUCAACAACAUUGUAGUUAUUCCACAAUACUAACUUAAUUGACAGAGUGAAAAGAAGGAAGCCUGAACAGAAUAAAAAUAUUCCAAAACAUGUAUCAUGUUUGCAUCAAGGCACUGAAGUAAUGCUGCAAAAAAUGUGGUAAAGCAAGUUAACUUUUUGUCCUGAAUACAAAGUGUUAUGUUUGGGGCAAAUCCAAUAAAACACAUUACUGAGUACCACUCUCCAUAUUUUCAGGUAUAGUGGUUGCUGCAUCAUGUUAUGGGCAUGCUUGUAAUCGUUGAGGACUGGGGAGUUUUUCAGAAUAAAAAAAGAAACGGAAUGGAGCUAAGGACAGGCAAAAUCCUAGAGGAAACCCUGGUUCAGUCUGCUUUCCACCAGACACUGGGAGAUUAAUUCACCUUUCAGCAGGACAAUAACCUAAAACAGAAAGCCAAAUCUACACUGGAGUUGCUUACCAAGAAGACAGUGAAUGUUCCUGAGUGGCCUAGUUACAGUUUUGACUUAAAUCUACAAGACCGGAAAAUGGUUGUUUAGCAAUGAUCAACAACCAAUUUGACAGAGCUUUAAGAAUUUUGAAAAUAAUGGGCAAAUGUUGCACAAUCCACGUGUGGAAAGCUCUUAAGAGACUAACAGCUGACAAAGGUGCUUCUACAAAGUAUCAACUCAGGGGUGUGAAUAAUUAUGUAAAUUAGAUACCUGUGUUUCAUUUUCAAUGAAUUAGCAAACAUUUCUAAAAACAUGUUUUCACUUUGUCAUUGAGGUAUUGUGUGUACAUGGGUGAGACAAACAUUUUUUUUUAAUCAAUUUUGAAUUCAGGCUGAAUAAGUCAAUGGGUAUGAAUACUUCCUGAAGACACUGUACAUCCCCUGUAGAGAUUGUCUCACCUUAAAACUGCAUAUGUUUAGUGCCCACUAGGUGUCAACUAGGCCCCUGGAGGACUGUACACUUGCAGAUUUUACAGUAUUUCAGGAUUUCAUUUGGACCUAGUAAACUAGGUUUGUUGCCUCCAGCCAAUAAGUUACAUUAAUUGAUCAAUUCAUUUCCAGAUUGAUAUGACACUCCCUCUUCCAGUCUAGACUGAUCCUAGAUAGGAAGAGCUCCUUACUAUGCCAUGAACGAACAUUAUAGAUAACUGAUUCAUACAGUGACGUUAAACUUUACUCCAUUUCAAAUGAUUGUAUACUUGUGUAUUUCUACUGAAAUGACGUUUCUCCAUUCUGCGCUAACAUUUUGUAUAUUAUUGUAAUAAUGUCUGAACAUACAGGAUUGAAAAAAACUAAAUAGUGAUAUUGGGUAUUUGUUUUGGCUCCUCCGAAAGCAACCAACUCAUUCAAGCCCAGCACUCUUUAAAAAGACUGAGGACAGAAAAGCUAUCACCAUUUGUGUUUAUUUACUCAAUUAGUGAAUCAUUUAAAAAGGCAAACAACCCCCAUUUGCAUUCAAAUGAAAUAAUCAAAAACCAAAUGUUAUGUUCACCAUGCUGGCUUGCUUGCCAGAGCCCCGGUCUGUCUAAAAAGCCUUUGAUGACACAUAUUCCUCAACUCCGGUAGUGUUCACUAAAUAUUCUGCGCAUUACCGUACAUACUCACACACCAGAAGGAAUAAUAUAUAUUCAGGCCUUUAAUGCUAUCCAGGCAACUUAUCUUGUUGAGUUAGUGCAUUGAAUAAUGAUGUAACCAAUGGCAUGAACUUAUUUUUUUAAGUUGAGAUAUUUGUAGUGAUCCUUUGUGGCUCAGUUGAUAGAGCAACACGCUAGAAAAGCCAGGGUAGUGUGUUCUACUGCUGGGACCAUCCAUACGUAAAAUAUACGCACGGAGUAGCUUUGGAUAAAAACGUCUGCUAAAUGGCAUAUGUUAUAGUAGUAACACUUAUGGACAUCAUGGCUAUUAUCAAAGAUGUAACAUUAUAAUAACAAUAUCUGAAGGAUGUGUCUGUUAGCUUAGAAGAGUCACGUGAGAAUUUUAAUAGCAGUUAUAAUUCCAAAAUAGAGAACCUUUCACCACUCUUCUUAAACAUGAAUUCAAGAAAUUCCCAAAACACAUAAAGUAAGUUAACAGUGGAAAAUGUCAAAGAACUGGCUUAAAAACCACUGUAUACUCUAUACACGCAAAAGGAAUCUUCAUGUUGGAUACUGGGGUAUAUUUAAACCAAACCAUGUGAGAUUAAUAAUUAAGCUUCUGGAUAUAGACAAUAUAAUUCCACAGUAGGCUGGGAUUUCUUUUGUUUUUAUCUUAGUAUUUUUAAGUUUCUUUUUUUUUUUCUGGUCUCAAACAUCUGGACUGACAAAAUGGCGCAGUCACCAACUCAAUCUGACAAUGUAUUGGGGGGGGAGGGGCGAUGUAUUAGAAGACUUCAACGUAACUGAUUCGCAUUCACAUGAGCAUGCCAAACACAUUUAACACACACAGGUAUAUGACCUGAGCAUACCCAUCUACCAGUGGAGGUUGCUGAGGGGAGGAUGACUCCUAAUAAUGGCUGGAACAGCGCUAAUGGAAUGGCAAACACAUAGAAACCAUGUGUUUUAUACCAUUCCACUCGAGCCAUUUACCAUGAGCUUGUCCUCCCCAAUUAAGGUGCCACCAACCUCCUGUGCCAUCUACCCGUCUACUCCUGUCGACGUAAACACACGUAAUCUUUCAUAUGGAUUAUGAGUAAUGGUCAAGUCCGGCUUUAGCUUGCAGCCAGGUGUACGAUGCCUGACAGGUAUGUCUCUCUACACCAUGCAACUACCACAUAAGUUGUUUAUAGUAAUUCUUGAAUACAAAUUACUACCUGCACCUGUGGAAGAUGCAUGGUAUAUGAGGAGAAAAAGCAGCACUCCCUAGAAUGAAAAGGGUUUCUUUGUUGUUGUAGUAUCCCAGGCUGAUGUGUUAUUUUACGAGUUGAAUUAUGACUGAAAUGAAUACACAGCCAUUGUUGAAUCUUUUCUGUCCCUGUGGAUGAGGGAAAAUAAGUCCAGGGAAGGAAGGAUUGCAGUUGCUCUCUUAUCCUUUUUAAAGAAACAAACCUACACAGAAAA